AAUAUUAUACUACUUCUUCAACUGAUUCGACUUCAUCGAUAUCAGAUGAUUCUGAUAAUUCGAUUUCAUUCGAAACAAACCAAACUUCAAAUUCAUCAAAAUUUAUGUUUCUCAAUCCACAUUUAAAUUAUAAACAUUUUAUCUCUAAAUCAUCUCAAAUAUCUGAAAAUAUAAAAAAUCGAAACAUCAAAGAUGCAAACGUUGAAUUAGUGAAUUCGUUAUAUAUAACCUUUUGUAAUUUGACAACUCAAUUAAAUGCUAAAAGAAAUAAGAGAAAUGAAACUACCAAAAUCAUAAACCAAACGAAAUUAGAAGAAUUAAGAGAAGAAUUAAUUGAAAAAGCAAAGGUAUUAAAAGAAGAAAUUCAAAAAGACGAGCUUGAACUUGAAAAAAUUGAAAAAGAAAUGUUACAAGAAGGUUUAAAGAUUCCGAAUGAUACACAUCACGAAGUUAUUGUUGGAGGAGAAGGAUUGGCUAAAGUAGUAAAAACUGUUGGUGUACCGUUAGAUUCAACACAAAAAGGAGGAAAUGUAGUUAAAGAUCAUAUGACGAUUGCACGAGAAUUAGACUUGAUAGAUUUAGAAUCAGCAUCAAAUGUAACUGGAACAAGUUGGUAUUACCUUCGGAAUGCAGGUGCAUUAUUGGAAUUAGCAUUGAUUCAAUAUGCAAUUUAUAAAGUUAUUUCUAAAGGAUAUACACCGAUAAUUACGCCUGAUGUUGUAAAAACUGAAUAUAGUGAUGGAUGUGGAUUUCAACCAAGGGAUGGAGAGGUAUCACAAAAUUAUUUUGUGAUAACAUCACCUAUGGGUAGUGUAGGAACAGAAGCAACGUCAUUUACAUUAACGGGAACAGCAGAAAUUCCACUUGCAGGAAUUUAUUCAGAUAAAAUUAUCCCGUCAUCUCAGUUACCAAUAAGAAUGGUAGGGUUUGGAAGAGCUUUUAGAGCCGAAGCAGGAUCUAGAGGACAAGAUACAAAAGGAUUGUAUCGUGUACAUCAAUUCAGCAAAGUUGAAAUGUUUUGCUUGACAUCUCCAGAAGAAAGUGAAGAAAUGUUGAAAGAGAUUGUGAAUAUACAAGAAGAAAUAGUUAAAGAUCUAGGGUUAUGUUAUAGGAUAUUAGACAUGCCGACUUAUGAACUUGGAGCAAGUGCGUAUCGUAAAUAUGAUAUGGAAGCUUGGAUGCCAGGUCGUGGUAAAUGGGGUGAAAUAUCAUCGGCAUCUAACUGCACAGACUAUCAAUCCCGGCGCCUGAAUAUUCGACACAAGCCAUCAUUACCAUCAUCAAAUGAUAGUACAAUUGAUGGUACAAGACAUAGACAACAUUCAGCGGAAUUUGUUCAUACAUUAAACGGAACCGCAAUUGCCGUGCCGAGGAUUAUUAUUGCAAUUCUUGAAAAUUUCCAAAGAGAUGAUGGGAAAAUUAGUAUACCUGAAGUAUUAAAAAAGUGGAUGGGUG
Molecule: messenger RNA, 1455 nt
Organism: Dentiscutata erythropus
Lineage: Eukaryota; Fungi; Glomeromycota; Glomeromycetes; Diversisporales; Gigasporaceae
Source: the annotation of a GenBank genome assembly